Messenger RNA from Medioppia subpectinata, 432 nucleotides. The record is from the annotation of a GenBank genome assembly. NCBI's taxonomy places the organism in Eukaryota, Metazoa, Arthropoda, Arachnida, Sarcoptiformes, Oppiidae.
AAAAAGAAUUAUGUUAAUUAAUUAGAUAUGUUUGGAGGGUGCCUUAUUGAUGCGAUUGGUAAGUUUACUGAGUUUCAUAACCCGAAUUAUCCUGAAAUGGACAACCGGACAAUUGUAUGCGCCCUUAACAUAAAGAUAUACGACUUGGACGUGUGUCAGGUGCGAGUUGAUUUUAAUAAAUUUGACAUAGAUCAACCCACGAAUGGCGAUUGUUUGGGCGACAAGUUUAGAGUGACCACAUCAUCCGGAACGCCAGUAGUGAUACCCACAUUAUGUGGCCGUAAUCAUAAUCAACAUUUAUAUGUGAAUAUACCAAGCAAUAACGAUAUCACCGAACGUUCGUCAUUGAGGGUGGAUCACGUGAUGGCAAAGUGCCCACAUAUGACCGAUAUUGUGGCAAUCGGUUGCAUUAUGCUCAAGGUUCAAAUAUGA